Molecule: messenger RNA, 1449 nt
Organism: Penaeus monodon (black tiger shrimp)
Lineage: Eukaryota; Metazoa; Arthropoda; Malacostraca; Decapoda; Penaeidae
Source: RefSeq, a predicted model, not a curated record
CUCUCGCCUCAUUCGCGCUCCGGCACUCGAGCGAGCUGGUUGUCGCACCUGGCCGCUCCCCGCGAGACUCGGUUGUGUUCAAGAAGAGAGACAAGAUUUAUUUUUAAUCUAUUGGAGAGUCGCUCUUUACCGUUCGUUCUCUUGAAUUCACGCUUGCGGGAAGACGACGGCGAUGUGGGUGAACGCCAAAGGGGCAGUGUUGGUGGCGGUCGUGGCGGCGCUGUGCCAAGCUCGGGAGGCCUCUCCUCGUCACUCCUCCGAAGGGGACGAGAGGAGGAUCGGGUCUUCUUCUUCCUCUUCUUCCUCGGAAUCGACCGCUCCUGAGAUCACCCUCGACUCGGCGUCUAUGUUCGGCGUCUCGAACUUGGCCAAGCUCAUCUCCAGCGCCCUCAAGGACAAGGAAGCGGCCAGCGACAAAGACAGUGGAAGUUCCGGAGAGGCCGUCCACGAAACGACCUCCUCCUUCUUCUCUAGUUCGUUCCCCGCCGCUCCUUCGACUCCCUCCUCCUCCCCUUCGGCCUCCUCCUCCCCCUCGACCUCCUCCUCUCCCUCGACGACCGAGAGGGACUCCACGCCGGUCCUAGGAGACUCACUCUCGGCCGAGGAAGAAAGGGGCGUGACGGAGAAGGACGAGGACACGACGGACCCAACCAAGAGCCUGCAGGACCUCCUGAUGGCCCUCGCAAACAACCAGAAGAAGGGAGAGGGAGACGGAGAAGGAGAGGAAGAGGAAGACAAGAAUAAGACGACGGGCGUGAAAUUCGUUCCGGCAACAGCUGGCCAGUUCGGCGAACUAGGCACGGGGUCCAAGCUGAUGGAGUACCUGCCUGACCUCUCACAAUACAGCAUCGAGACCAGCAACUCAACCGCAUCGGCGACGAGUCCAUGCGCAUCCUGAGCGACCUCGCCCAGGGACACUUCGAGCGGCGCCGGGGCUCUGCUCACCCCCCCGCGCCCCAGCAGACCUUCCGCCGUCGCCAGCAGCAGACGUAUGGCGGGGAGCACCAGCAGGAGCCUCAGCAGGAGCAGCAGUAUCAGUACGCCCCUCAGCCCAGCUACGAGCAGGGCCAAGAGCUGUUCACGCAGAGCUACGCGACGCAGGAAGCCGACGGGGAGUACGACCCCAGCACGGGCGCCGAGGGACAUCCUUACCGCUUCAGCCUGACCGACGAGGCUCAGCAGGCAGGGCAGGCCGAUGCGGACAGCCACCAGCAGGAGAGACCCAAGGGCGGUUACAGCAGGCACAACCUCGGUUAUCUGUAUCCGGGUGCCGAGGCCGAGGAGGACGUCGGGAGCCCAAGGACGAGCCAAGACGCUCCCCUCAAGAUGGCCGAGGAGGACUUCCCUUACAAGUUCCACAAGGAGGACUAGAACGGGAGGAGAAGGAGAGGGGAGGCUAGAGGGGCCGGGAGAACGUGGGAGGCCGAGGGAUUAAUCACCUGAAAUUCA